AUGGGCGGACCAGCACGCGCUCUCCUCGGAGGCUUCAGCACCACCACCUCCUCUCUGGAGGGCGGAGGCCGGAUGUCCUGGCCGAGCAGCAACCCUCUGGACCUCAACCAAACCCUCGGAGUCGGCGGUGCGGCGGCCAUGAGCGCAGGAGUGGACAACUUCACCCAGGAGUCCGUCACCAGGGCCGUGAUGAAGGACAAGAACUGGCCGGCGCUGCUCAUCCUCGUCAUCAUCGCUCUGACGAUCGGCGGCAACAUCCUGGUGAUCCUGGCGGUGUCGCUGGAGAAGAAGCUGCAGAACGCCACCAACUUCUUCCUGAGGUCGCUGGCGGUGGCCGACAUGCUGGUGGGCAUCCUGGUGAUGCCGAUCUCCCUCAUCAACAUCCUGUAUGACUACGCCUGGCCCCUGCCCAGCGCCCUGUGUCCCAUCUGGAUCUACCUGGACGUGCUGUUCUCCACCGCCUCCAUCAUGCACCUCUGCGCCAUCUCUCUGGACCGCUACGUCGCCAUCCGCAACCCCAUCGAGCACAGCCGCUUCAACUCCAGGACCAAGGCCAUGAUGAAGAUCGCCGCCGUGUGGACCAUCUCGAUAGGUGUGUCCAUGCCCAUCCCCGUCAUCGGCCUCCACAACGAGGACAAGGUCUUCGUCAACGGCAGCUGUGUCCUCAACGAGGAGCGCUUCAUGCUGAUUGGCUCCUUCGUGGCCUUCUUCAUCCCACUGGUCAUAAUGGUGGUGUCGUACUGCCUCACCAUCCAGGUGCUCCAGAGGCAGGCCACUGUCUUCCUAUACGAGGCCAAGGCUUCCUCCCAGCAGCCUUUGCACACGCCAGCGAUGACCCACACAUUGCAGCCUCCGUCCAGCACCUUCCACCUUCCUCAGAUCAACACCACUGCUCCGCCAGACUCACCAGACGUGAAGCCGCCGCCCCCUCCGAGCAGGCGGAACACCCUGAGCUGUCUGAAAGGAGCCGAGCCCACGAUCCUGCUCAGCUCCUCCAAGUCCGACAGCAUCAGCAUCAUCCCCAGCUCCGAGGCGGCGUCGCAGCUCAGCUCGCCGGCCGCCGGGCCGGGCCGGGGCGACACGUCGGGGAGCCACGGGCGCCGGGGGAUGAUGCAGGCCAUCAAGAACGAGAGACGAGCCUCCAAGGUCCUGGGAAUCGUCUUCUUCCUCUUCCUCAUCAUGUGGUGUCCCUUCUUCAUCACCAACGUCACCUCCGUCCUGUGCGGCGGCUCCUGCAACGAGGCGCUGCUCCACGACCUGCUCAACGUCUUCGUGUGGGUGGGGUACAUCUCCUCCGGGGUCAACCCGCUGGUCUACACCCUCUUCAAUAAGACCUACAGGAGGGCGUUCUCCAGCUACAUCAGGUGUCAGUACAAGGUGGGGGCCGCGGCCGGACAGGGCUGCAAAACCCUCCUGGUCCCGCCCCAGUGCCCCUCGCACGCCGUGACCCCGCUGCUCAUGGGCAGUCACGGGAAGGCGGGCGUGGACCGCAACAGUAACUGUCGCAACGGCAGCCGGGGGGGCAACGGGCGGCUGGCGGUCGACCCGGAGGACACCACGGACGACGAGAAGACGGAAAUUGGAAUUGUGUCUCACAGCCUCUCGGAAUGCUACAACGUGGGGGGGGUGUCGGAGACGGAGACGGAGCUGGAGCUGUCUCUGAUCAGCUGCAACCCUGCGUCCACAGAACUCACGAGCAGCGUGUGACUGUGCACGUGACUGUGCACGUGACUGUGCACGUGACUGUGCACGUGGUUUCAUGUCUUCUUCUGGACGCUGGAGCGAGCAGCGUUUCACCGGCGGCUUCCAGGAGGGACUCGACCCUGCAGGAGGGACUCUUAUUGUGAAGGUCUGGGGCGAGGAGCCUUAUCCCCGCACAGAGGUGCAGCACUCACAUCAGUGUGUAGGGAAUCGAACCUGAAACAGUGGCAUUUCCACCAGUGUACUGGUACGAACCUUCCAGACGUGUCGUUUUUUUAUUUGUUGCCAAAAUGUUGGUUUUCACUCCACGAACAGACGAUGGAGGCGUCAUCGCUCACUUCAUGGGGUCGAGAUCCAGAGUCACAGAGUCGAGCACCCCCGCUGAGGUCACCGGGGUCAAACUGCGACUCCACGCCUUCACAGUCUAAAUGCAGUCGACUCCGCGCCGAGCGAACUCAACCAAAUCUAUUUUUGUGCCGAGUCGUAAAACAAACUCGUCUGAAUGAAACCGCUCCAGCAUGAAUCACCGAGGAGCUUUACUCUGAAGGAGCAAACUUUCUCCAAGAUGACGGAAUGUACAAGGUGGACUCACAGUGCCACCUGGUGGCGGUGGCGUGACACUGCAGAACAAGUGGCUGAAGGAGCUGAAGACCCGGCGCAGACACUCAGGCUCCGGCUUCUCGUUCAGAACCAGAAUCCUCAGUUGGUUCACGUUGUUAUUUUAACUCAGUAAAGUUUGGAAUCAAAAGAUUGUUGGGCACAAAGUUCCUUUCAUCAUUUAGAGGAACUAAAUAUAAUGAUUUUAGGAUAAUUAUAACCGAUAAGUCAUUAAUAUCAGAGUUGCCUUCAUGAAAUCACACAAACCUUUAUUUCACAAACAUUGUUUCAAUAAGCAAACACACAAAUUAAUACAAGAUGAGCAAAUAACAAUAAUAAAGCCAAAGACGUAAAGAUUUUGCAAAAACACGGGGAUGCAAUAAUAUCACAACUAUCUUUCAAUACAGAAAACCUUUAUUUAUAUUCACACAUUAACAGAGAUAUGGAGAAAAAGAACAGAGACAGAAAAAGAGGAGAAAAACAACUCAAGAUGAUCAAUGAAUGUUUUGCAGUGAUGUCAGAUAUUAUAAUAUGAGCAGAUCAGAGUCUGGGCUGUUUGGGAUUCAAGGCGUCUGUGAAGAACUCGAAGCUUCAAGGUCAGAAUUCAGAUAAAUCUUUUUCCUCUCAGAUGAAAUCCCUCCUCCUGCCACCGGGGGUCAAAGUGUCUUCAGACUAACGACAGUGACGCCCUCAGAGGGGAAAUGACACUUUCUCCAUAUUCAUCAGUGAGCUUCGCUUCUAGAGAAUCUCACAGACCCUGAACCCGGCGGUCAGAUCCCCCCCCCUGAGAGACGACCUCGUACCGAUCUCGUCUGUCCCCUCAGACAGGAAGUCGAUACGCUAAGAGACAAACCUCUGACUCCAUCAGGAGCGUUUUAUCUCCACCGCAGUAGUUCCUCCACCGCACGUCUCCGUCAGCUGAAAACCCUGAAGCCUCAGGGUCACAUGUUGAGGGAACAGAUUCAAGAUAUUAUCAUAUUUAGGUUUAUCAUCAGCUACAAAUUGAUCUCAAAGGGGAAUAUAAAUGAAAAUGCAUGUUUUUAGCAUGUGAUUAAUAAGGAUAAGCAGUAUAGAUAUUAGAUGGAUGAAUAAUAAUAAAACUGGAUGUGUUUGCAUUUAGGAGGCAGGAGAUUUGAUUCUGUUAAGUUGCAUUGUGGGAAAAGUUCUUUGAGUCUGAUCGUCCGUUGAAUCUGAAAAAUGAUUCUUUAUUCUUUUAUACUUUAAGUUCAAAUUAAAGAAGGUGCAAUAUGCAAUAUAUCACAGAGUCUUCCCCACAGCUGAGAAAUGAUCCAAGUUGGUUUUACUCCCCCAGAACAAACGAUACUGAUAUCAUCAUGUGGCCCCUCCCUCAGGUCAAGGUCAAAGUUCAAACCCUCCCCCUGGAGCAAACGGAAGCGAAGCCUGACGUCUGCGGCCGGGUCGGAACCAGAAUGAACCCGGGGAGCGGCUUCAUCCUGGUUCUGAGCUCCUCUGGACAAUGGACCCGCUCUGUGCCACCGACCGACCCCGAGGUCGUCACCUCUCUCCACACGGAGACGUCCACCGGUCCCGAGCUUCGACCUGCAGAUAACAUGCAUGUUCCACGUGUCCGUUCAAAAGGUCCUCUCUUCCUCGGCCCCUCGUUUGUUCUCUCUCUUCAUGACUGAACCGGUCCCGACAGGAAAGAGAGAACAAACGACAACAGCAUGCGGCUCCUGCAGCCUUUUCAUCUUAGAAUGCAAAAACAACAACAACAACAACACAACAACACAACACGAGGGAACGCGGAGAAGAGAGGACUCUCUGAACGGAGAUGGACGGGUCGGAUCCUCGGAGGGCGACAGAAAGACCAACUCCGUAUGGUGCAAUGUAAUAACUCUGUGUUCCCUGUGUACCUGUGUGUGUAGCGGGCCGGGAUCCAAUCACUGCCUCUGAUUGACUCAGAGUCUUUUCACCGAACGAGGACAAAUCGCUCUGAUAGAAUCUGAAACUGUUUCAGCUGAUGAUUGGAUCCAGGUCUGGUGUGUAUAGACAUAUCAGGAGACGCUUGUUGACAAAGUUUCACUCUGACACGUUCGGUGAGAGCUGGGAAACCUGAGCACAACGUGAAACAAGGCUUCUCCUGUUUCCCUUCUCCCAAGAACGUCCAGCACCACGAUGAUCUACAGUUCAACAGGAAGUAAGAGUCUAAAUCUGAAUCCAGCAAAGUCUCUACAAAGCAUCAAGGGAAGAAAAUCAAACAUCUGUCAAAACCAGUUAAAAACCAGGCAAAUGUUUCAAUCAAUUAUUUAAAAACCAGUGUCUCCAGGACGCCCCUGAACGUGGAGGCCCAGACGAGAGGAGCCUGCUCCCCCUGAGUUACCGGCCUCGACUUAGCGGCUGGUUGGAAACUCUUGAAUCUCAUCUUGGUGCAUUCGGAGUGAGAAGCUGAGUUGUUUGACUGAGGGGCCGUGCUGCACUUUUUAAAGCUAUUAAAAGAAUCUGGAACUCAAUCCUGAAUUUAUCUGGCAGCCGACGGAAGGAUUGAAUGAAAUGACACCGAAUGGAUCCUGUGAAACUCUGUCAGUGAGCGUCUCUGUCAGAUAACCGGAGCUGCAGUCGCCCCAGAGUUUGAUGAACCUGACCCCCCCCCCCCGGCGUUGGUUUGUCUCGCCCUAGGACGACUUGCCCCUCGUGGUUUAGCUUAAUCUUUCCUUUACGUGUUGAACCCUCUAUUGUUUUUGAGCUGGCUGUUUUUUUAUUAAAGCAUUUUCAUUGUGAAUGUUUGUCUAAGAACACAAGUUGAGUUUCUACAGCGAACAUCAUCCACACAGUGUGUAUUUUCUUUUUUUUUCUGUGUGAUGCUGCUAUUUAUUUAUUAAAAUAUAACUCUGA
Platichthys flesus (European flounder) is the source of this 5151-nucleotide messenger RNA. It is a transcript of the gene htr2cl1, whose product is annotated as 5-hydroxytryptamine (serotonin) receptor 2C, G protein-coupled-like 1. Lineage: Eukaryota; Metazoa; Chordata; Actinopteri; Pleuronectiformes; Pleuronectidae. Gene Ontology annotation, biological process: G protein-coupled receptor signaling pathway, coupled to cyclic nucleotide second messenger; chemical synaptic transmission. The record is from RefSeq and is a predicted model, not a curated record. The transcript is spliced from 6 exons. Gene Ontology annotation, cellular component: plasma membrane; dendrite. Gene Ontology annotation, molecular function: G protein-coupled serotonin receptor activity; neurotransmitter receptor activity. The coding region runs from base 1 to 1707 and encodes 568 amino acids.